Molecule: messenger RNA, 1902 nt
Organism: Anopheles marshallii
Lineage: Eukaryota; Metazoa; Arthropoda; Insecta; Diptera; Culicidae
Exons: 9
Coding region: 1-1902 (633 amino acids)
Biological process (GO): nucleobase-containing compound metabolic process
Cellular component (GO): cytoplasm
Molecular function (GO): ATP binding; AMP kinase activity
Source: RefSeq, a predicted model, not a curated record
AUGGGUAUUUGUCUAGAUACAGAAAAAAACAACACUGCGUCCGACAUAGAGGACCCAGACUGGAAAGGCGGAGGACCGAGCACGCGUUCCGCUGUGGUACGCACCCCCAAAAGUGCCAUAACCGGGAUGCAGAACACCGGCAAGGUGAAGUUCGAUCCACCGAAAGUGCCCGUCAUAUUUGUGCUAGGUGGCCCCGGUAGUGGUAAAGUAACGCACUGCGAUACUCUGAUGCAGGAGCGCCGCGGUGUUACGCACAUCAACAUGAUGGACUUGCUGCAACAGUACGCCAUCGGGAAUGAUAUGCAAGACUUCUCCCAGCUUUCCUCGCGAACGGUCACCGAGGUACUGAUGCUGGAAAUGAAAAUGUCACCAGCUGCCAAAACUUACCUUGUAUCCGGAUACCCACGAUCGAUGCGGGACGUCGUCGAGUACUCGGAAAAGAUCCAGGUAAUCAACGGUGUGAUACUGAUAUCCUGGCGUCAGGCCAUACUACAGAAGCAGAUCGAUUACGGUGCCAAGCUGGGCCAUGUGGUACUAUCGUUGGCCAAGAUGGAGCUGGAGAACUUCUUCAAGAACGUCAUGCCCGUGGCGGACUACUUCGACCAGAGCGAUAUGCUGAUCGCGAUAAACGGUGAGCGAUCGCCGUCGGAGGUGUACAAAGACUUUCGCACCGCCGUACUAGACAUACUCGGUGCGCAAGAAAAUCAGGAAGCACUGUUAAAUGGAGUCGCAGGUAUGGGCAGGGGCGUAGAUGACAUACCCGGCAGUAUAGUUAGUGUAGACACGGCACCUAGUCAACCUAAGGUCAUUGCAGCUCCCGCACAUCAAGUAGAAUUAAACCAUACUCGCACGCCUCCGCCCCCAGCAAAUGGUGCCCGGCCGGCGAAUGCGGUGGACCAGAUGACGCGUCCCACGUCGCACGGGUUGCUACACCGGCAACAGUCACGUUCCAGCCUGCACCAGACAACUGGCGAGACGGCCACCUUGGGUGGGUAUGAUGAGGCAUCGCCCGAAAGUUUCCGACCCCGUGGAUCCAUGCCACCGCCCGUGAUCUGGGUGAUCGGAGGUCCUGGUAGUAAUAAGGCUACGCUGUGUAUAAAGGCGGUAGGAAUCAAUCCCGGCUGGGGUCAUUUCAGUGUGGGGCGAUCCUUGAGAGCAGUAGCCGAAUCGGGACCACGCGUAGGGUCGGACAACUACGCGGUGAAGGAAGCGAUAACGGCGGGCGAGAUGGUACCGAAGAAAUCAUUGGACGCGUUGAUACAGGGUCAGCUGAUGCAGCUAGCCGAAAAGCGAGGCAUUAUCAUCGAUGGAUAUCCCCGGGACAUGGAGCAGGUCGCCGAUUUCGAGCGAAAGUACAAUCAAAAGCCUCCAAUAAUUUUGCUGGACUGCUCGAAGUUGCAGCUCGGUCGUGGACGACUGGAUGACACCGUGUCUUCAUUUCGUCGCCGAUUAGAGCUGUUCCGGGAGCUAACGCUUCCGAUGCUCAAAGAGAUGGAUACCGCGGGUCGGCUCACCAUCGUUGAUGGAGACACGGACAGUCCAUCGGUGCAGCGCGAGUUUGAGCGGAUCGUUCGCGUCAACAUGGAGCGGGUGUUGAACUCGGGCCUCGCACAGACCGACCCCGACAAGAACGAGGACAUUCCACCGGUGCAAAUAGGCACCUUCAAGACCGUGCUGCAACAGACGCAGCGUAACAGCAUGGAUGCGAUCGUGCAAGAUCUCGACACGGAAAUGCCAGGCGCGGUGCCAACGAUUAGCCAUCACGUUAGUCUUGCUAACGGGCAUCUCCCAGGAAGUGGUAAGCCUGGCCCGGCGAAGAACGGGUACGUCCCGAACGGUCGUCCCAAUUUCCGCAACAUGCUGGAGGAAGCGGACAGCUACCCGAUAGAUUCACACAUAUAG